Messenger RNA from Oxyura jamaicensis (ruddy duck), 5000 nucleotides. RefSeq names its product transient receptor potential cation channel subfamily C member 4 associated protein (gene TRPC4AP). Gene Ontology annotation, biological process: ubiquitin-dependent protein catabolic process. The transcript is spliced from 19 exons. Gene Ontology annotation, molecular function: phosphatase binding. Bases 33 to 2378 code for a protein of 781 amino acids. Gene Ontology annotation, cellular component: Cul4A-RING E3 ubiquitin ligase complex. The record is from RefSeq and is a predicted model, not a curated record. Lineage: Eukaryota; Metazoa; Chordata; Aves; Anseriformes; Anatidae.
UCCUGUUUGUCUCGGCCGAGCGGGGCAGCGCCAUGGCGGCGGCGGCGGGGGGCGGCCCGGGGCCCGGCGGCGGCGGAGGAGGAGGGGGAGGGAGCCGGCGAGGAGCGCCCACCACCAACAUCCUGGCGCAGCUCCGCCGCGGGCAGCUCAGCGGCCGCGGCCUCACGAGGGGGGCGCAGAUCACAGAGGCCUUGUUAAAGGAAAGAGAUAAACAAGCAAAGUGGAAUGGGAUUCCCUUACUGUUGCAAAAGCUGUAUGAGCACAGCCACCCAAACAGCGACUUCUCCCAGUGCCAAAGCAUCUUAAAGGAAAUUUCUCCACUUCUCUCGAUGGAAGCCAUGGCAUUUGUUACAGAAGAUAGAAAAGCUGCUCAAGAGUCCACUUUCCCAAAUACGUACACCUUUGACUUGUUUGGAGGAGUUGAUCUUUUAGUAGAAAUUCUCAUGAGACCAACUCUUAUGACACAAAAGAAGAAACAAAAAAUAAGCGAUGACCUCAUCAAGGACUGUUUAAGCAUACUGUACAACACGUGUAUAUGUACGGAAGGAGUCACAAGACGACUGGCAGAAAGAAAUGACUUUGUGCUGUUCCUGUUUACACUGAUGACAAACAAAAAGACAUUCCUGCAAACUGCAACACUCAUUGAAGAUAUCUUGGGAGUAAAAAAGGAAAUGAUACAAUUGGAUGAUAUACCCAAUCUUGCGAGCCUUGUAUCUAGUUUUGAUCAGCAGCAGCUUGCAAACUUCUGCAGGAUCCUCGCCGUCACAAUUUCUGAACUUGACACAGGAAGUGAUGACAAGCACACGCUGCUUGCCAAAAAUGCUCAGCAGAAAAAAAACUUGGGACCCUCUCGAGCUGAAGUUAAUCAAGCUACGCUUCUGAAUAUUCCAGGCUUCAUUGAGCGAUUAUGCAAACUGGCAACACGGAAGGUAUCUGAAACAACGGGUACUUCCAGCUUCCUUCAGGAGUUAGAAGAAUGGUAUACCUGGCUGGACAAUGCGCUUGUGCUUGAUGCACUGAUGAGGGUGGCAAAUGAAGAGGCAGAGCAGAGCAGUACAGAGUCUUCUGAUGAAAGUGGAUUGGCAAACACCUCAACACGAACACAGCUUCCACAGUCUAUGAAGAUCAUGCAUGAGAUUAUGUAUAAGCUGGAGGUGUUGUAUGUUCUCUGUGUGUUACUCAUGGGGAGACAAAGGAAUCAGGUUCAUAAAAUGAUAGCAGAGUUCAGACUGAUUCCUGGCCUCAAUAAUUUGUUUGACAAACUGAUCUGGAGGAAACAUUCAGCAUCAGCUCUUGUUCUGCAUGGACACAAUCAAAAUUGUGACUGUAGCCCAGACAUUACUUUAAAGAUACAGUUCUUGAGGCUUCUUCAGAGCUUUAGUGAUCACCAUGAGAACAAAUAUCUCCUUUUAAACAGUCAAGAACUUAAUGAGCUGAGUGCAAUCUCCCAUAAAGCCAACAUCCCGGAAGUUGAUGCAGUUGUCAACACAGACAGGAGUCUUGUCUGUGAUGGGAAAAGAGGUUUGUUGACCAGACUUCUUCAGGUCAUGAAGAAGGAACCAGCUGAGUCCUCCUUCAGGUUUUGGCAGGCAAGGGCAGUUGAAAGUUUUCUGCGAGGCACCACCUCCUAUGCAGACCAGAUGUUUCUGCUAAAGAGAGGACUUCUGGAGCAUAUUCUCUACUGCAUUGUUGAUAGUGAGUGCAAAUCACGGGAUGUGCUUCAGAGUUACUUUGACCUUCUGGGAGAACUGAUGAAAUUCAAUAUCGAUGCAUUCAAGAGGUUCAACAAGUACAUCAACACAGAUGAGAAGUUCCAGAUAUUUUUGAAUCAGAUCAACAGUUCACUGGUUGACUCGAACAUGCUGGUUCGCUGCAUUACGCUGUCCCUGGACCGAUUUGAGAAUCAGUCUGAUGCUAAAGUUGCAGAAGUCCUGUCAGAGUGCCGCCUGUUAUCAUAUAUGUCCCAGAUGUCCAUGAGAAUGUCCUUUCUUUUCCGUCUCAUUAAUAUUAUUCAUGUACAGACACUUACACAGGAAAAUGUCAGUUGUUUGAACACGAGUUUAGUCAUCCUAAUGCUGGCCCGAAGGAAAGAAAAGCUACCUUUUUAUCUGCGCACUUUGCAACAGAUGGAAUACACAGAAAAAUAUCCAGGUUUCAUCCUGAACAACUUCCAUAGUCUUCUGCGAUUCUGGCAACAGCAUUACCUCAACAAGGAUAAAGACAGCACCUGCUUAGAAAAUAGCUCAUGUAUUAGUUUUACCUACUGGAAAGAGACUGUAUCUAUACUGCUCAGUCCGGACCGGACGUCCCCCUGUGCCAUAGUUAGCUACAUCGACGAGGCAUAUAUGGACAUUGACAGAGACUUUUCUGAGGAGUAAUUCUUCGCUCUGGCUUCUGAUGGACAGCGCUUGGAGGGUACCUCGCAGCCCGUGGAUUUUCAGGGAUACGCUGUGUAGUGUGUGUGCGCGUGUGCGGCUUGGAACCGCUGACUGUUACUGCAUUGUCAAAACCCCGGCCCCCAUCUCUGAUCUCUAACGGAUGAGACUUUGAGAGCUCUCUGGGCAACACAUUCAGGGAUGUAUCUUCCAGUUGUUCUGGGAUAAAAAAUAAUCACCUGCAAAAACUGAUAUUUUUUUCCCCUCCUCCCACCCCCCACCCCAUUAAACGUGGCUGGUCAGAGCUCUCUGUGCUGACAGACGAGGAUUCUCCAUACGUGCCAACUUAGUGAUGGCUCCUUUUCAUGGCUACCAGAACUAGCAAGUCACAAAGCACAGAAAUUGCCCUCCAAAUGUGAGGUCCAAGGAGCCAGUCUGCUUGGGCCCUGCCACACCAGCCACGUGCAGAGCCACCACCAGGACUCCCUCCAGGUGCACCUCUUCUGUUGGGGUUUGGAAUCAGGGGUUUAGGGUUGGUUAGAGUGUGUGUGUGUGUGCAUGUGUGCGCGCAUGUGUGCGCUUUUAAUUCCUGAGAGCCCUAGCUCCAGUCACCUCUUUAUCAUCUACUUUUGGAUCAUUUGGUACUAAAUCUGUUCAGCCGCUGUCUAUAUGUUAGGAGAGAACCUCUGCUCCUGCUGUCUUUCCUGCAGAUCCUUCCUCUCUGAAGGCAUUUCACAACAGUGCAGAGAACAGAGACGUUUCAGCAGCGGUGGAAUUGCAACAGGGGUUGGCUUUUUCACAGAGCACUAGCAGUAAAAUAGACUAAUUUUUUUAAACUUGGGGCUUGUCCCUUCUUGGAUAACUAAUCGGGUUUUAAAAUACUUUUCAGGACCAUUGCUCUUAAUGCUAACCUGCUAUGCGUGGAAGUCUUACGUCAGUCUGCUUUCAGCCCUUAAUAUCAACACACAUACAUGAAUCUUGAAGUGCAAUAUUUAUUGGAAAUGUCAAUUUUUCCUGGAUCUGUUUUAAUGAGAAUGUGUUAAAUACUGGGAAUAAACACUCCUAGCUGAAAGUAACUUUGCAGGAUGUGUUGGGAAAGGGAGAAAGCAGGUUUUGGUGCUCACGACUGCCAGACCUGUGCACACCCUGCCUGCUCACCAACAUUGUGUUGCUCCAAGACAGUCACAUUCUCAGGAAUGAAAUACAGCCUGAAGGCCUGAGCCACUGCAUUUAAGUCAAAAUGUAUGAAUCUUGCAGCUCCAGCUAAAAGGAAACCGGUUUUCUUUUUGAAACAUGCAUCUGAAUUUUUUAAAAAAUCUGUUAUUUGGUGAGACAAUUUGGCUUCAGCUCUCUCUAGGGUAUCCCUGAGCUGUAGCAUUUUGUCUCUAAUCCUUGCCCCGGACUGAAACCCCCUCUGAGGGGUCCCUGUGCUGGGGCCUGGGUGAGCGGACGAGGCUUCCAGCCCCCAGUGCAGGACUUGCUCUCCAGCAGUCACGCCUCUCCUCUUGCUUAUCUCACACUUCCGUGUCCUGCUGCAGACCUGCAGUCAGAACUCUGCUUGGGGGGUGCUCAGAGCUGCUGAGCUUGUGCAUAAGCCUGGAGCCUCGCAGGAGCCCCAGGGGAGCCUUUGGUGUCCUGGGGGCUGAGUCCCUGGGGCAGGCUCUGCCCGGCUCUGGUGAGGGUCCCAAGUUCACCCCCCUGGUGUCGGGGACCUCUUCCACCCUCUUCACCCCCAGCCUGUCCCCUCCCCCCCAGCUAAUUUCUUUCUCAUCUGUACUUUUUUGUUCUUGGGUAUUUGUGUUUUUGGUGUAUCUUUGCUUCUUCUUACCUGUAAUAGAUGUACACUUAAAAUAAAUGCUUCAAAUUAAAAGGCUUUUAAGUUAAGGGAUGCCUUUUCCAUAGUCUAGUUAAUCGGUGCAUCCGGUGAUUGCUGCUACACCCCUGCAGAGUCUCAUUUACAUCUCUGUAUUUCUGUAACGUGCAGUUAAGGGCCGAGCUGUGUCUGUCCUUGGCUAUGGGCCUGCGUGAGGCUGAGCUGCAGUAACCCCAGCCUGGAUCCCUCCUCCCCAGCGUGGGAGCACGGCCAGGCCAUUCACAGUUGGUUCUGUGUUUUGGGUCCUCGCCUGCUAGAGGCAGCUUGGCUUUGUUUUCACCUUCAGGCUUGCACAGGAGGCUGAGCUGGGUGACUGCAGAGGACACGGGCAGGGAAACCGCGGCAGCUCCUCCACGGAGGGAGUGCACUGGUCUCUGGGGAAAGGCUCUGGCCACUAGGGGCACGGCCAUGAGCAUGCUGAGAGUCUGCUGCGAGCUCGUGUUUCCACGCCAGGUACCUUAAGCAGCUCUUCUGAGAGGGACCAGACAGCUCUGUCCUUGUUAUGUGUUAUUUAUGGAGAGCACAGGGAGGAAGGCUCCUGUGCAGGGCCGGGGGGUGCUCGCUGACCCCAGUCGAGGUGGCAGCAGCUCUGUGAGGGACGGGGUGGAGGUGGGACCCCUGUCACUAACCUGCCGCUGCAAGUCUGCACUAUCCCCACGGACCACUGAGGUGCGUGCUGCCCAGAUUAAUGCCAAUUUACUAACUGCAAAUAAACAUAUUAAAUGGAAACUUAUUAAAGAAAUUUAUUUUAA